AUGGUUUGUUGCUAUUCUUUCGUGUUGAUAUUCCUAAUGCUGUCUAUUGGCCAGUCGACAGCAGUUCCAAUGAACUCCAGUUUUCACGCAAAGACCAAAUUUUCCCUAUCUGAAAAUGUACAAUGUUGCUGCCAUGAAACAGUAGCCUUUUGCGAUCUUCACCUGAAAGACAAUCUUGUCAUAACCAAUAAAUGUUUCUCCUACGUUACUACCCUAACGUUAAAUGAGCCUGCCGUGGGCACCAUCAAAAAAUUCCACGCUAACUUUACAAGAAAUAUGCAGCAUUUAAUCAUCAAUGGUGGCAGAGUCGAUCUGGCCGAAUUUAAUGUCUUUAUCAAUUCUUCCUUGAUGAUGCUUACCUUAAAUCAAACGACAAUCGAUGGACAAGAACAUCCACUGCCUGCAAUUGAGACAAUUAAAAUCUAUCAAACUAAUUUAAAUCGUUUACCUUUUUUCCAUCCUAGUUUCAAUCCGAGGAAAAGAUCGCUAGGAAAAUAUGUGGGCAGUUUACUUUUGGACAAUAAUCAAAUCAAAAAUACCGAUGUGGAUAUUAUGUCAGCUGGAGUCUAUGCUCACUUGGAACGUUUAUCACUUCGUGGCAAUCAAAUUUCUAGUCUUGUAAAUUUUGAAAUUUUAAACUUUAUGCAAGGGUUAAAAUGGUUGGAUUUAUCCAAUAAUAGCAUCAGUACAGUUGACAAAAUGACUUUAGCACCGUUAAUUCAAUUGCAUUAUUUAUCGUUAAAAGAUCAACGGAUUACUGGGCCUUUCCAAUUUCAAGCCGAUUUAUUAGAUUCGUUAUUAACACAAAUUAAUCAUCGAUGGCAAUUACGCAUUGAGUUACCGCAAUAUGUCUAUUGCAAUUGUACUACAUCUUGGAUUCAAUCUUGGAUUUUUAAUUCCAAUCCAGAUUACUUUGUUGCUAAUUAUGAUCAAAUUGCAUGCUUUAACAAAGUAUUGCCAGGCAACAGUCAAAGGGCAAUUAAUCGUGUCGACUUUAGUCGUUGUCUAUGUCGGCAGCAUGAUUGCCAUGAUCCAAUGUCAUAUUGCCAUUACUAUACUAUUAACGGUGGUUUUGCAGCGGAUUGGCAAUGUGGUAAAGGAUAUGCAACUUACUUUGAUGGGAGCGAUCUUCGUAAACGAUGCUAUCCAUUUAAAACGGCCUCAUGUCGACAUUCUGGAACAGAACUGUCCUGCUCAGGAAAUGGUUAUGAUAACGUUCUCCGGCGAGAAAAUUUGGGUGAUGCAGCUACAAUAUACCGUAAAGUUUUCGACAAUAAUAAUGUAUUCCUUUCUACGCUUCAUUUGUUUGGCUUUAAUUUUGCAAAUCAAAGCGAUUUAAUUGCGACUAUGGCUCUGAUCCAUAGUCAUUACUUCACUUUAUCUGUCAGUAAAAUCGUUAUUGAAGAUUGUAUUUUACCCCAAUUGGAUGUUUUUCCAUUUUUAAAUCCGUUAUAUAGCGCGCCUAUAACAGAAUUGGUAAUAAGAAAUUCUCAUUUGCAAUCCAUUACUUUGCCGCAUCCAAGACUUGUACCAAACUUGCAAAAAUUGUACUUAGAAUAUAAUAAUUUAAGCGCUUUUCCAAUGCCACCAGCGCCAUACGGAAAUUUAACUUUGUUGAUGUUAAAAAAUAAUGCUAUUCAAGAUAUUCCGUCAGACUUCAACAAUAUGUAUUCGAGAUUAAGUAAAGUUGAUUUAACCUAUAAUUCUAUCCAACAAAUACCAACACAUCUUCUGGAUAAAUGGCGUCGAAGUCGUUAUACAUAUGUAGAUUUAUCUUAUAAUAAUAUUAAAAUAUUACCUACGUCUUUAGCUGAAGUGAUCGUGACUAGGUCAGCUAGGAUGUAUUUUGCUGAUUUGCUUGAUUAUAUAGUCGUUCCAAUUCGUUUAAGAGGUAAUUUAAUUCCAUUUGAUGCUUUAAUUGCAUUUACAUCCAAAUUGCUAAUGGAUAACGGUAAUUGUAUGCCACGUACUGGUCAAUUUAGUUCUAAUCAGAGCCACGUAAUGUUCUAUCAGCAACAUUUUUUCGAUACUUAUCUACCAUGUAAUUGUCAUUUUGCCUUACAAUUAAAACCAUUAUGGAUCAAAUGCUUAAAUUUAACACAUCGUUGCUCGAAUCAAGGCAUUCAACCAGGACAGCCUCUAGAUUCGUUAUUACAUCAUCGGUGUAAGUGCAGUAAAGAACGUGAUGUAUGUGUACCAUUUGGAAUUUGUCAUGAAUCAUCGACAGAAUUGGCAUCAUCUUGCGUUCUCGAUUUCAGAGCAAGGCGUAGCAGUGUUCUAUCGCAAGGCACAAUCGGCGAUUUACUGUGCUAUAACAUAUCGGUUAUAGUCUCGCCAUCGACACUUCCUUCAAUCAUUGCACCACCAUCGAAAAGUUUAUCGACAUCGACAAGCUUUACAAGUAUUGUAACGAGUAGUUCGAUUGAUGACAUUCAACUGACUCAAACGGAAACAGUAAAAAAUGACUAUGAUAGCUCAGUAACAAAUAUUUCAUCUAGUCCAUCGAAAGCGCCAUCCAAUCAUAUCAUUAUUCCACCCGAUAGUAAGAAACCUGAGCCUACUCCAUCCAUUGCUAUUACUACAAUGCCCUCUUUGAAUCGCUCUACUAAUAAUUCUGAAUUUCAAACUAAUCCUAUAACACCGACAUUAAUCGCAAACGCUUUUGGCGGAGGUGAUGAGAAAGUUGCCUAUGGUGUGGCUGGGGCUUUAGCCUGCGUUGUUAUAAUAGCCGUAGUCAUAGCUUAUGCAAUUUACAAAAAUAAAUGGGGAUUAGGCAAGUACAAUUGCUUUGCGAAAUCGGAUAUAAGUCAAAAGGCUUUGGUGAACAAUGAAGUUCUGAAUCCGUUGAAAUGA
Trichoplax adhaerens is the source of this 2853-nucleotide messenger RNA. RefSeq lists its product as uncharacterized. The coding region runs from base 1 to 2853 and encodes 950 amino acids. Gene Ontology annotation, molecular function: protein binding. The transcript is spliced from 5 exons. The record is from RefSeq and is a predicted model, not a curated record. Lineage: Eukaryota; Metazoa; Placozoa; Uniplacotomia; Trichoplacea; Trichoplacidae.